CCCAGUCAGUCCCCCGCUGAACCUCGUCGUGAGAAGAGUCGGUCGAAGAGGUGAAACGCACGGUGAACGCGCCGCGAUAUUUGAUCCGACAUCCGGGGCCCGUCGAGUUACCUGCCUGCCGAAAAAUCGGGGCCCAGAAUUCUCGACGAGGGCCUAAAUCCCAACGAAUCUUAGGGACAUGACUGCCAAAAGGAUACGCCGCGUUUGCUGAUAUUUAAAGCUGCGCGUCGGUUGCGCGCCCUUAUAAUUAUCGUCGAAUCUGGAUCCGUCUCUGGACUGUUAUAAUUUAGUGAUAAUCGAACAAGUGCGGCGAACGGUAUUGCAGAGUGAAGUGCAGUUGGUGUCACGGAAAGUGUUUUUAUCUAUAAAGGAAACCUCUCCGAAUGGUGAACAUGUGAUGCACGAAGUAUAGAAAUACCGAAUCGUCCGGCAUGAUCUCGGUGCAAACGGAGCCUAAAGGACGUAGGAGGAUGAUGCGAUGAACCCAGAACAGUCAAGGCCACGUGAGGCCCUCGGCACGUUCGCCAGAUCCAUACUUCCAAGACCUUACCGGAUCUCAGCUUGUAAGCUGCAAGCCACUGCGGGCUGUAAGAAACUCUUCCUCUGCAGCCGGCCGUAAUCGGCGGAUCGGCAAGAGGCAGAGUUCUCGAUCGUUAUUCUACGAUGAAAUUGCAGGACGUGAUGAGCGAGUACGAGCGCAUCAAGCGAGCGUGCUUGAAGAGCGGGGAACUCUGGGAAGAUCCUGAAUUUCCAGCAACCCAGGCCUCUGUGUUCUACCACCAAACGCCACCGUUUCAAUUUCAGUGGAAGAGGCCCAAGGAACUCUGCAGCAGGCCAGUUUUCGUCAACGAUGCGCCGACACAGUUCGACGUCAUACCUGGAAAAAUGGGUGACAAAUGGCUGGUGUCCUGCCUGGGAGUCCUUCACCUGAGCAAAGGACUAUUCUACAGAGUGGUCCCCGCGGAUCAGGGCUUCGGGGGCACAACCGAGCUCCCGGGAUCACCGACUGCCGAGUACGCGGGUGUCUUCAGGUUCCGGUUGUGGUGGUGCGGGGCCUGGGUCGAAGUCCUCGUCGACGAUCGGCUUCCCGCCGUCCAUGGGAGACUCGCCUUUGUCCAGAGCCGGCACAGCGACCAAUUCUGGCCUGCUCUUCUCGAAAAGGCUUACGCAAAAUUACACGGGUCCUACGAGGCCCUUAAAUACGGCACCCUGUUGGACGGACUGUCGGACCUGACAGGAGGAAUCACAGAAAGCAUAGCCAUUCGGCAGGAUCCAACUGCCUGCGGGCGAGCGUUGGCCAAACUGUUGGACAUGACUUCGCUGAUCACGUGCACCGUAAACACGAGCCAACAACAGAUUCGCUCGAGUACAGAGAAACUCGCAAAUGGAAUACAAAUGGGCAUAAACUACAGACUUUACGCCGUUGAACGAGUCGAAACCUUCAGCAGCGAAGCUGUGCAGCUUGUAAAAUUAAGGAAUCCUCUUGGUCCAGGGGGAGAAUACAUCGGUGCUUGGGCACGAGGUGGUCUCGAAUGGGACGAAGUACCACCAGUGGAAAGAGAGCGAUUGGCGGUACGAAACAUGGCGGAAGGAGAGUUUUGGAUUUCUUACUCGGAUUUUGUGAAGACCUUCACUCAUCUGGAAGUGGUACACCUCGAUGCUGAGACCUCGCGGGACGAACCUUCGCUUCAUAGUAAAAACACCUGGCAGAUGAAACUUUAUCAGGGUAGCUGGAGGCGGGGAGUUACGGCGGGAGGAUGUCGAAAUAAUCCAGAAACAUUCCACAUCAACCCGCAACUGCAUUUAAUCCUCAGUGAGAUGGAGGAAGUCAUUGUAUCCUUGAAUCAGCACUCCAUCGUCGAGCCUAAGGUAGUAGGAUUCACGGCGUACACUUUACCAAAGAAUAGCACAGAGUCGAUAAACAAACAAUUUUUCAAGAAGAACAAGUCCCUGGUAAACUCUCAGUACACAAACAGCCGGCAAGUCAGCCACAGAUGUCAGCUGGACCAGGGUGGCUAUCUUCUUAUUCCUACGACAUUCGAACCCACCCAAGAAACGAGUUUCACCCUCAGGGUUUACAGUAGCAAACCUCUGAAGCUGAAAUUACUCGAUACUCCACCGUCUCUGAUAAAACCAGCCAUCGUCAAAGCUCACGGUCUCGAAGGAAAAGGAUUUUCGCAAUACGAGGCGGUGUUCCUACAACUCGCCGACGAGCAUAAAACCGUAAAUGCCUUUGAGCUCCUGGAACUCCUGGAGGCUUGUCUACCGAACGACUACAUAAAGAGCUGCGCCAGUUUGGAAGUAUGCAGACAAGUCGUCUUAACGAUGGAUAGUUCCGGCAGUGGGAGGUUGAAGUUCAACGACUUCAAAGAUCUGAUAUCAAGCCUGAAGUUCUGGCAGCACUCGUUCAGAAAUCAUACGAAAGAAAAGACGGGUAUACUCAAGGCGGAAAGACUUAGAGACGCACUCCUAGAAGUUGGCUUUCAACUCAACACGGAUGUCCUGUCGAUUCUCGUUCUCCGAUACAUGCGGAAAGAUGGAACUCUGAGAUUUGGUGACUUUGUGUCUGCGAUUCUACACCUUAGUGUUGCUUUCAAUAUAUUCGAGAACAAAGACCCUCUACAGAAUGGCACGAUAAAACUGGGAUUAUCAGAGUGGCUCCGGUCAUCUUUAAUGUGCUGAAAUGUGACGGCGCUUUACGAAGACCACAUAUGACUAGCUGAGUGUAUUUUUCGAACGUUGUAGAUAAUAUAAUAAUUGCGGAAAAAAAAUUGUUGCUAGUUAUAAAUUAGCCAUAUUAAUGAUUAAUCGUUAUUGUAAUUAUUCUUUAUGAACCUUGUCGUAAAAUGAUAACAUCCAAAUGGAACGUUACUAUUCUACGUAUACGAGGAUAUGACUAAGCCUACCACUACACAUUGAACUCAUUCCAUAUGCUCUCAUACGAUGAUAAACUCAAUUCGUCUUUAAGAACCCAUGUACAAAAACAUACCGUACCUAUAAGCAUGUUGUACUCAUUGAAUAAAAAUAAUUCUAUUUUCUA
Messenger RNA from Neodiprion fabricii, 3040 nucleotides. It is a transcript of the gene CalpC, whose product is annotated as calpain-C. Gene Ontology annotation, cellular component: cytoplasm. NCBI's taxonomy places the organism in Eukaryota, Metazoa, Arthropoda, Insecta, Hymenoptera, Diprionidae. Gene Ontology annotation, biological process: proteolysis. The transcript is spliced from 17 exons. The coding region runs from base 664 to 2682 and encodes 672 amino acids. The record is from RefSeq and is a predicted model, not a curated record. Gene Ontology annotation, molecular function: calcium-dependent cysteine-type endopeptidase activity; calcium ion binding.